Microthlaspi erraticum is the source of this 3258-nucleotide messenger RNA. The record is from the annotation of a GenBank genome assembly. Lineage: Eukaryota; Viridiplantae; Streptophyta; Magnoliopsida; Brassicales; Brassicaceae.
AUGGAGGUAAGCUCCACCUUCAUCUCCACCAGAUCGUCGAAAUAUUUCACCCUAACUUCCUACUCUCCGGUGAUUCUUCCGGCUUCUAGUCUCCGCUCCAUCCGCGCUGAUUUCCUCGGCAGCUGCCAUACUCUCCGUCCUCCUCAUCAUCUUCGAACGCGCGCUGGAAAACGGAAAUCUGGUCGUUCUUCUAUUCGAUCGCCGCGUUUGGUCGUUAGAGCUUCCAUCGACUCUGGUUUGAUCCUUGUUGUUGUGGCUGUGACCGCUUUUUCUGCCAUUGCUUUCGCUUACUGCCAAUAUACUUUCAGAAAACGGAAGAUUUCCGAUGAGGUUGUAGCAUCUCCUCCGGUAACGCUUCAUGGUGGAAAAAUCAGUACUGAGAAUCGGCGGGAAAGUCAUUUAGAUGGUGGAGAUGUUCAUGAAGGAAAUCCUGUGGAAAUCAAUGGAGGUUUCAGAAAAAAGGAGGAAGAGGAGGCUCAUCAAAUCCAGGAAACUGCUGUGAUGGAGUACGUGGCAGCUGAGGAUUCGCGGUUUGCUGUUGCCAGUGUCAGCACAAUUGCCAAUGAACAUAGUUUCAUAGAUGAAUCCCUUUCAUCUUCUAUUAGCCAUGGGUCUGUUGCUUUGGAAACAGCUACAGUGGGAGCAAAAAAACCUGAAAAAGAAGUUGAAAGCAUCGAAGAGAAGGGUAUGGACUAUGAUUUUUCAGAGGUAGUGGUGGGGAAUCAUUCGGUUGCUGCUCCACAUGUGGUUGAUGAUGAUAUACGUGCUGUAGAGUAUGAGUAUAACGGUUUGCUCCAGAAGCCUAUUGAAUACAGCAUCUUCACGGAGACCAAGAGAGAAGAUAUACACACGUUUUAUGGGCCUAAUCAUUCAUUAGCCAAGUCUUCAAGGUUGCCAAGUGUUAAAGCAGUCUCUCCUACUGUUACUUCUUCUGCAACUGAUAGUCUAUUGUUGGACCACAAGAGCAAUGGAAUCAUUGAUACUCAGUUCUCAGGACAUAGUUCUGGUCAUGCUACUGUUGUAGGUGAUGUUGAAGAAGAAACACGUGUGGGACACGGUAAUGGCGGUUUAACCCACAAAAGGAAAGAGGAAAGAAGAGACUGGAAAUUUCCAGACGGUGGGAAGCAUGUGGUUCACCAAACUGAUGAAAGCAUGCCUCAGUUCCCUUCUCAGAUACUUAAUAGUAAUGGGCGUUCUCCAGAAACUAGUGAUGCCUACAACCGUUUACUUAGAGAUGGAAGGGUAAAGGAUUGCAUAAGCUUACUUGAAGAUUGGGAGAAAAGGGAUAUAUUGGACAUGGACAAGAUUUAUCAUGCAAGCUUCUUUAAAGUCUGCAAGAAGCAAAGGGCUGUCAAGGAAGCAUUUCGCUUUACCAAGUUGAUUCCAAAUCCAACCUUGAGCACAUUCAAUAUGUUAAUGUCUGUCUGUGCAAGCUCCCAGGACAUAGAAGGAGCUCGGGGAGUUUUGCAUCUGGUGAAAGAGAGCGGUUUGAUGGCUGAUUGUAAACUGUACACAACGUUAAUAUCAAGUUGUGCUAAAAGCGGGAAAGUUGAUGCAAUGUUUGAGGUGUUCCACCAGAUGGCAAAUUCUGGAGUGGAACCCAAUCUUCACACGUAUGGAGCACUUAUUGAUGGCUGUGCCAGAGCUGGACAAGUAGCUAAGGCAUUUGGUGCUUAUGGAAUUUUAAGGUCUAAGAAUGUUAAGCCAGACCGGGUUGUAUUCAAUGCCCUCAUCUCUGCAUGUGGUCAAUCAGGAGCUGUUGAUCGUGCUUUUGAUGUGUUAGCUGAAAUGAAUGCUGAGACGCACCCUAUAGACCCUGAUCAUAUCACGAUUGGGGCACUGAUGAAAGCAUGUUUUAAUGCUGGUCAGGUCGAACGAGCUAAAGAAGUAUACAAGAUGAUCCAAAAAUAUGGAAUAAGGGGUACUCCAGAAGUUUAUACCAUUGCUGUCAAUAGUUGCAGCAAGUCUGGAGACUGGGAGUUUGCAUGUAGUAUAUACAAUGACAUGAAAGAGAAAGGUGUGACCCCUGAUGAGGUGUUUUUCAGUGCACUGAUCGAUGUUGCAGGACAUGCGAAAAUGUUAGACGAAGCUUUUGGCAUUCUUCAGGAUGCGAGAUCUCAAGGAAUACGUCUGGGAACUAUAUCAUAUAGCUCACUGAUGGGAGCUUGUUGUAAUGCGAAAAACUGGAAGAAAGCACUGGAGCUCUAUGAAAAGAUCAAGUCAAUCAGACUUAGACCAACUGUUUCAACAAUGAAUGCCCUUAUAACUGCCUUGUGUGAAGGUGGUCAACUUCCCAAGGCUAUGGAAUAUCUUGAUGAGAUAAAGACUCUGGGAUUAACACCAAACACUAUCACUUACUCUAUGCUCAUGCGGGCAAGUGAAAGAAAGGAUGACUUUGAGGUAAGCUUCAAGCUCCUUUCUCAAGCAAAAGAAGAUGGAAUAUCCCCAAACUUCAUUAUGUGCAGAUGCAUAACCAGCCUGUGCAAGCGAAGGUUCGAGAAGGCUUGCGCUGCUGGUGAACCUGUUGUGUCUUUCAAAUCAGGGCGACCUCAGAUUGAAAAUAAAUGGACAUCAAUGGCCUUAAUGGUUUACCGAGAGGCGAUUUUAGGCGGCACGGUUCCUACAACAGAAGUAGUUUCACAAGUUUUGGGAUGCUUGCAACUUCCACAUGAUGCUGAUUUUCGGGAUAGGCUGAUUUCGAAUUUAGGCAACACUUCUUCGCAAAAACAACAUAACAUAUUUCCACUAGUUGAAGGAUUUGGAGAGUAUGAUCCUCGUGCAUUCUCCUUGCUUGAGGAAGCUACUUCUCUUGGAGUUCUUCCUUCUGUGUCCUUCAAUAAAGUUCCAUUGUUUUUUGAUACGACAGAAUUGCCGAACAACGUGGCUGAGGUUUACCUCUUAACCAUCUUUAAAGGUCUUAAGCAUCGUCUUGCAGCUGGUGCGAAGAUACCUCAUAUUAAUGUGAUCAUUACCGUGGAAGAGAAGGAACUUACGAUUCCGGAAAGAGAGAAGACAAUUGAUCUUGCAGGAAGGGUCGGUCAAGAAAUUUCCGCAUUGUUGAGAAGGUUGGGGAUACCAUAUCAUAGAAAGGAUUCAAGAUUAAGAAUCAAUGGCGUUUCUCUGAAGAACUGGUUUCAACCAAAGCUUGAUUCGCCUUUCUCUAGCAAACCAGGAGAUUUAAGAUCAUCACAAGUACCAUUAGGAAACCAGAUUAGUCGUCAGCAACGCAGCAUUCGGCUAGGGAACUUGUCACUUUAG